CCUUUUCUUUCCCUAACCAUCCCUCCCUCCGUUUUGUUGUUAUCACAUGGGAGGGGGCGGAGCCAGGGCCAGGCAGGCGCUGAGAGGCGGCGAGAGCGAAAAGUUUGGCGAAGCGUCUGGAGUUGGUUGUGUAGAGGGGGAACCUCGCCCGGGGAUUUAGUGGGGAAGCUGGCAUGAAGGGGAGUCUGAGUCCAAGCACCCGAAGAGCGGAGGAGGGUCUGCUUCGCCUUCGAGCCACCCACCCCGUCCGAAAGCCUUGCGUGCCGCCGAGCGUGCCAGGAGCUCCGGCCAUGGGUACCACCGCGCACCCGCUGCUGCUGCUGCUGUUGCCGCCGUCGCCGCUCCUUUGCUGCAGUCUCUUUUUCCUGGGGCUGGCCGAAGGGUGCCCGGCUUCGUGCCGCUGUCUGGGGGAACUAUUGGACUGCAGCCGCCUCAAGCUGAGCCGAGUGCCGGAGCCACUCCCGGACUGGAUAGUGCAGCUAGAUCUGAGCCACAAUAGAUUGUCUUCAGUCAAGCCUAGUUCUUUGAGUCACCUUUGUAAACUACGAGAAAUAAAACUGAACAGUAAUGAAUUGGAAACCAUACCAAAUCUCGGGCCUGUUUCAGCAAACAUCACUCUCCUGUCUUUGACAAGUAACAAGAUUGCAGACAUCUUGCCUGAACACCUGAAGCUGUAUCAGUCUCUAGAAACUUUGGACUUGAGCAGCAACAAUAUUUCUGUGCUUAAGAUGGAGUCAUUUCCUCCUCUGGUGCUCAAGUACCUCCACAUUAAUAAUAAUCGAAUAAUUUCCAUGGAACCAGGCACUUUUGACAACUUGUCUAGCACACUUCAAGUAUUGAAGCUGAACAGGAACCGAAUAUCAGCCAUCCCACAAAAGAUGUUUAAACUCCCUCAUCUCCAACAUCUAGAGAUGAACCGUAACAAAAUUAAAAAAAUAGAUGGGCUUACUUUUCAAGGACUUCCUUCCUUGAAAUCUUUAAGAAUACAGAGAAAUGGGCUAGCCAGGCUCAUGGACGGAGCUUUCUGGGGAUUAAGUAGCAUGGAAAUACUGCAGCUGGAUCAUAACAACCUCACAGAGAUUACCAAAGGCUGGCUUUAUGGCUUGCUGAUGUUGCAGCAGCUCCAUCUUAGCCAAAAUGCUAUCAGCAGGAUCAGCCCUGAUGCCUGGGAGUUUUGCCAAAAACUCAGUGAGCUGGACUUGACUUAUAAUCAUUUAGCACGGCUAGAGGAUUCGAGCUUUGUUGGUUUAAGCCCGCUGGUGAGACUGAGCAUGGGGAACAACAGAGUCAGUUACAUUGCGGAUUGUGCCUUCCGAGGACUAUCCAGUUUGCAAACGCUGGAUCUUAAAAAUAAUGAAAUCUCCUGGACAAUUGAAGAUAUGAAUGGUGCUUUUUCUGGACUUGACAAACUUAGAUGGCUGCUACUCCAAGGAAACCGGAUUAGGUCAAUUACUAAGAAGGCAUUUUCUGGUCUGGAUGCACUUGAACACCUAGAUCUAAGUAACAAUGCAGUCAUGUCAGUUCAAGGAAAUACAUUUUCACAAAUGAAGAAACUUAAAGAAUUGUAUCUAAACACAUCAAGCCUUUUGUGCGAUUGCCAGUUGAAAUGGCUACCCGAGUGGCUGAUAGACAAUAAUUUCCAGGCUUUCGUAAAUGCCACUUGUGCCCACCCUCAGGUACUAAAAGGGAGAAAUGUGCUUGCUGUCAACCUAGAAGAUUUUGUGUGUGAUGAUUUUCCAAAGCCACAGAUAACUGUCCAACCUGAAACUCAGUCAGCAAUCAAAGGUUCCAAUUUAAGUUUUAUAUGUUCAGCUGCCAGCAGCAGUGAUUCCCCAAUGACUUUUGCGUGGAAGAAAGACAAUGAUUUGCUGCAUGAUGCUGAAAUGGAGAAUUAUGCGCACCUCAGGGCACAGGGCGGUGAAGUGAUGGAAUACACCACCAUUCUUAGGCUGCGCAAUGUUGAAUUCAGUAGUGAGGGGAAAUACCAGUGUGUUAUUUCAAAUCACUUUGGCUCUUCCUAUUCUGUCAAAGCUAAACUUACAGUGAACAUGCUUCCUUCAUUUACCAAGAUGCCCAUGGACCUUACCAUCCGUGCAGGGGCGAUGGCACGACUAGAAUGUGCUGCAGUAGGUCACCCAGUCCCCCAGAUAGCUUGGCAGAAAGAUGGUGGCACUGACUUUCCUGCAGCACGUAAGAGACGUAUGCAUGUGAUGCCUGAGGACGAUGUGUUCUUUAUUGUGGAUGUCAAAAUUGAGGAUACUGGUGUUUACAGUUGCACAGCUCAAAAUACUGCUGGGAGCAUCUCUGCUAAUGCAACUUUAACAGUAUUAGAAACACCCUCAUUUUUGCGGCCCUUGCUUGAUCGGACAGUGACAAAAGGUGAAACUGCAGUCUUGCAGUGUAUUGCUGGUGGUAGCCCUCCACCUCGACUUAACUGGACCAAAGAUGACAGCACUUUAAUGGUGACAGAGAGACAUUUCUUUGCUGCAGGAAAUCAGUUGCUUAUCAUUGUGGACACAGACUUUGAAGACGCUGGAAAGUACACAUGUGAAAUGUCUAAUACUCUUGGAACAGAGAGAGGCAACAUUCGCCUCAGUGUAAUUCCCACUCCAACCUGUGAUUCUCCUCAGAAUGCUGUCCCAACUUUGGAUGAUGAUGGAUGGGCCACUGUGGGUGUUGUGAUCAUAGCUGUGGUAUGCUGUGUGGUGGGCACUUCCCUUGUGUGGGUGGUCAUCAUAUAUCACACAAGGAGAAGGAAUGAAGAUUGCAGCAUCACAAACACAGAUGAGACAAAUCUGCCUGCUGAUAUUCCAAGCUAUCUGUCAUCCCAAGGAACUUUAGCUGAAAGACAAGAUGGAUAUGGGUUAUCAGAGAAUGGAAGCCAAUAUCAUUUUGUAUCAUCCUCCUCCUCCUCAUCGUCAAUGGGAGGAUAUUUCUUACAACAAAGAGAUAGCAGUGGAAUUUGUCAUGUAGAUAACUGCAGUGAAAGUGACUUGGAAGCUGUAACAGAUCCAUUUUUAUGUCAUUAUCUGGGAACUUCAGGAAGUAUAUAUUUGAAAGGGAAUAUAUGUGGACCAGAUAUGUUUGAAGUAUGCCACACAGGCUGCAACCCAGAUCAAAGGGCGGAGUGCACAGACUUUUAUGAUUCAAACUGCUUAAAGAGAAGGGAAUGUUACCCCUGUCCCCACCCACCUGAAGAUCCUUUUGACCAGUAUAUCAGCAUUACUGGAAUACAUCCUCCAAGUAAUAAAUUGCUUCCUUCUGCUUACACUCAAAGUGAAGAAAGUGGAACAAGAAGCUCACAUCUAAAUAUGGAUGCAUGCAAAUUUAACAGAAAUAAAGAGCUGUCUUCUCUUACUGCAAGUAGCACCUUCAUGGGAACAUUUGGAAAGCCUAUAUGGAGACAUCAGUUUGAUUCCUUCCCAAGCUGUAAGCAGCCAUCGAUUUGGCAACCAAAAGGCUCACAAAAUCAUCCUCGUGAAUCAUUGUACUUUGACUCAGAGUCUGAGGAUGAUAUUAGAAAGGGCAGGACAUUUCCUGAAGGGGAGAGUGGCAACUCUUUUUACGGACAGGUUGCUGAAAAUUUUAGGACUCCUACUUCUCAGUUUUCUGAGUUGGAAACAUAGCUCGCUCCACUCACCUUCAAACUGUUUUAUGAACUAAAGGAAUAUACUACCUCAAAGUGGACAUUAUUUAAAAAGGAGAGGAAGAAGACACUCCAUACUUGUUUUUUAAUAGAGCUAUGAUUCAAAAAAUGAAAUACAUUUUAUACGGAUUCCGUUUUAUUGCCAAAACAUUAUACAUUUUUAUGCAGAUUAUACAUUCCUAAUAGAAUAUAUUUCUAAUAACUUUA
This is a messenger RNA of Rhineura floridana, 3853 nucleotides long. RefSeq names its product leucine rich repeats and immunoglobulin like domains 3 (gene LRIG3). The transcript has 19 exons. Bases 174 to 3626 code for a protein of 1150 amino acids. The record is from RefSeq and is a predicted model, not a curated record. NCBI's taxonomy places the organism in Eukaryota, Metazoa, Chordata, Lepidosauria, Squamata, Rhineuridae. Gene Ontology annotation, molecular function: protein binding.